AUGCUGUCCGUACGAUCCCGCCGAUAUCGAGCGUCGACCUCUGCCUCGACGCUACAAACCUCCAAAGCCGCGGAAAUUCUCGAAGCACUCCUCCGACAGCUCUCGGUGACGACCCGAUCAUUUAUAGACGGCUUGUACCCACAAACUGAAGCCUUGAUAGAACAGAUCCGCCACAUUCACCAGCAUGUCGCUGUUGCCCCUCCACCCUCCCCACCACAAGACGACUUCCGUCACCUUCGCGGGUUCCAAGCAUUACUCGAUGUCCUGCGGUCAUUCUCAGGCUUUUACAACCCACAAAAACGUAGCGAGACAGAGAGGAGGGCAAUAUUCGACCUGAUACACGUGGUGCUAGCCACACUUUCGGCGGUCUUCCGUGCCCAUCCCGGUAACCGACGGUACUUCCGUGAUCGAACCCUCGCCGAGCCGGAGAAGGCGAAGGUACUGGCCCUAUGUAAGCUUCUGAUGCAUCUGGGCAUUGAGCAGCUCGAAGAUGCACAGUUUUUGUUGAACAGCCCAGAAGUUGCUGCCUCUGAAUUUUGUCUCGAAAUGACAGAAAAGCACGCCUCCCCACCUUUCAUACAAUUCGAUCUCUCCUUACAUGGCCACUCCUCAGUCGAGCUUCCUAAUCUGGGGCGAUCUUUUCCACCUCAGAGUGCCCCGGGUUAUACCUUUGCCGGCUGGAUCCGCAUCGACGAGUUUGACCCAAAGUCCCAUACGACGCUUUUCGGGGUCUUUGAUUCGACUCAGACGUGCUUCCUCCUCGCCUAUCUUGAAAAAGACACCAAGAACUUCAUCCUCCAAACGUCUGUCACAUCCUCGCGUCCUAGUGUGAGGUUCAAAUCGAUUACUUUCAAGGAGAACCAGUGGUAUCACUUGGCCCUCGUCCACCGCCGGCCCAAGACCAUGGUCGCCAGCAAAGCAAGUCUCUACGUAAACGGAGAGUUUGCCGAGCAGAUCCGGGCCUCGUAUCCCAACCCACCUCCACCUUCUAACGCGAGCACCGAGAGUUUUGUUUCCUUCUCCUCGAGUAGCGGCAAGACAAACCCCGUUCAGGGGUUCUUGGGCACCCCUCGCGGACUCGCUGCCCAGGUUGGCCCAGGGUUGGUGCGCUCAAAAUGGUCUCUCGCUUCGGCCCAUUUGUUUGAGGAUGUGCUGAGCGAUGACCUACUCGCGGUAUACUACCGUUUGGGUGCCCGGUACCAAGGGAACUUCCAGGAUUGUCUUGGAGGUUUCCAGACCUACGAAGCUUCGGCUGCGUUGGGGCUUCGGAACGAGGUGUUCCACCCAGGCAAGGACGAGAACUCGGAUAUUCUUAAGGCCAUCCGGGACAAGGCCAGCACGAUCGUGCCUGAACAUAGGGUGUUGUUGAGCAACUUCCCGCGUGCCGUGUUCACCGCUGAUGGAAAGUUUAUGGAAUCAUUACUUUUCCGUUCGCUGUCCCGGAACGCGGCCAACAGCCUCUUCCAUGCCACCGUCAAGAGUGGUACAGCAGUCGCGAUCAACGGCGCCGUGCCUUGCGUCAACGACGCCCUGAUCAAGAUGAACGGAAUCUCACUGCUUGCGGGUGACCCGGUCGUCGCCACACCGUACUAUUUCGACGACAACCUUUGGAGGCUCGGAGGCUUCACGCCUGUCGCUCUUAAACUUGUCGAGCGAUCGUCCACAUCUGAUGAACUGCUGAGGUCGGUUGAGCUCAUGUUCCACUGCAUAAGUAACAGCUGGAGAAAUAGCGAGGCCAUGGAAAGAGACAAAGGAUACGCCGUACUCAGCAUGCUACUCCGCGCAAAGCUGGGCUAUGGCGUCCCCGGUUCGGAUACCCAGUCCCAAACCUGGCGACUGCCGCUCACCAACGACGCGAGGGACCGCCUGAGCUUCCAGCUGCUUAGCCUCAUUCUUCAUUUUGUCGGAUACCAGCAUGCCGAGCCGAUCGAGUCUUUUAUCAUUAACCCACUGGCCUAUCGUGUCCUGCUUAUCGAUCCGGACACCUGGAGGCGGUCUUCUCCUCUGGCCCAAGAGCUCUACUACAAGCAGUUUGUGACUUUUGCCGUGAAGAGCAAGCACCAUCAGUUCAACAGCCGCCGGUUGCUUCGGAUGCGCAUCAUCAAGAGGCUCCUGGAUGCUUUGAAAGCCGAAACGAUCUCCCAGGAUAUCUUGCCGCACUUCAUGGCCUCCUUCGAAAGUCUUGUGAAAUGCAAUUACAAUGCCGAAGUGCAUCGCUCCAUCGCCCUCUUCAUCACCUACGCAUUCCACACCCCACCGGGUUCCUUGCCGCGUACACCUAAGCCCGGGUCCACCAGCAGCCGUGCUGCUACCCCCGGCCUUGGCGUUUUCCGCCGGCCGACUACUGAACUGAGCCCUCUCUCGUCUGCAAUGGGAUCUAGAAUGCUUAGCAAAAAGGAACUGGGCAUCAAGAUCCUACAGAUGUACAGUGGGCUUCUCUGUGAAGAGGCCAACUUGGCCAACAUCCGCAAGUUUGCCAAAACUGUCACGAACAAGGUGAUACACGCAUCCGGCCCAAAGAAGAGGACUCGAGAAUACGUGCUGACUUCUCGGCAGUGGCUCCUCUACCUACUAGCCGAGAACGACCCCGAGAUUGUGGUACUUGGCUCCAAGAUUCUCGCACGGCUCCUCGUGACGCAGCCUUCGGGUUACACAGCUAAGUUUGCGAGCAAGACUGGUGGCUUCUGGAUCAUGGCGUACCGCUUGAGACAGUGGUGGGAUAUCUCCACGCUGUGGCCGAUCCUCUUCAGCAUCCUCUUUGGAUAUGACGUAUCCCGUAUUAACUUUGACAAGUCGUUUGACUUCUUUAGCCUCUUGGAGCUCUUUGGUAACAGCAAGGUUGUAUUCCCAGACCUGCUCCCUGUUAUUACCUCCAUGCUCCAACAUGGCCUCCGGGACGUUCUGCGGCAUCAGGAUGACCCCGACUCGCCUGACCGUGAACCUAGCCCGGAAACGAAUCUCGGUGCCGUUCACACAAGGCCUCGGGCCCGGUCUAUGGAGCUGGGCCAGGCGCUCGAACCGCGAAAAACCCAUGUGCCGGACAAGGAGAGAGUUGCGGCGAAUGCGGCCGUGCUUCAGACCAUUGUCCGCUUUUUGGCCGACAUGCAGGCACGCUCCGCCAACUUUCGGGAUUUUGCGCUGUCCUCGGACUACCUGCGACACCUUUUCGCUGCUCUGUACCCAGUCAUCGUUAGUUCCGACCCGGUCACGGCCGAGACGGAGCUCAAUUCAAAGGACACUCUCAACUUUGAGGGGGGCGAUGUCAUCAUUAGGCCGGUACCCGGAUCCUCGUCGACGGCCAUUCCGAUCAUCAGGACGGCCGGCUCCGUCCCGGCAGAUACUCAACCAUAUUCUCGCAGCCCCGGCCGAGGUACACCUCUUCGCCGGCCGUCGUCGUUCAUCCUAGUCACCUCGCAGUCGCCGCCCACAGUCGCGCCCACUCCCACUCGCCUGAAUCACGCCAUAUCGCCGAAGAAGAGAUCAUCCACUCGGAACACCAGUAAUGCCGUGUUGGAGGGGGUGCUCGAGUUGAUUGUCAACGUGUUUACGGAUCAAGUCUUGGCGAGGAAAGAGUUCCACGGAUUUGGCCUCCUCCUGAAAGUUCCCCCGGGUUUCCAAGAGCACAGGGCCUACUUUGAAACGUACAUUCUGAGGAACGUGAUCACCCAGUUGAAAAACACUGUCCAACUGGACCAAAAGGUCCUGACAGAGCCCAAGAUUCUGCAGAACAUGGCACGCCUGUGUCUUCACAUGGCUGAGGCCGUUUUUGAAGGGUCGUUUAUGAACGGAGCCGAGACCAUGAUCGAGUUUGCGGGGACCUUGUUGGAGUAUUUGCAGCGGCCCGAUGUCUCCUCACUGAAGAGCGUCCGGUUGUGCAGUUCCGCGGUAGCGACGAUACGGUCGUCUUUUCUACGCUUCACCUUACUGCGGCUCUCUGAUAUGGACGACCCCGAAACCAAGGAUUCCGAGGCGCUCACAACCAUGGAGCAGCUGAUUUACUGGCAGACCGUGCUGCUCGGCUGCCUGUCGACCGAGGAUGAGUUCAUGAAGCUGUUGUGGUAUCAGCUCUACAACAAGCUCGUCAACCCAAGACGGGACAUUCGCCUUGUGGCUGCCAUGCUGUGGCGGAUUAUGCUUGUGCAGAAGCCCGAGGAGUCCUCAGCCAUCUUCAGGCAGACUAUGACGCCGGAUCAGAAACCGUUAGCCAGGGGGUUUGAGAAGCUGACCGAGCUGGACGAUGUCUCCUUCCUCGAAUGGGUGGAUCAGCAUCGCUCAUCGCUGGAUGUUCUCUUUUUCGACGGCAUGUCGAAGUCGUGGGAAGACUUUGUCGCGGUUGAGAACCAGCGCACGGCGGACUCUGCUCGCAGCAGAGCGAAGUCGCGCAAGGACAAGCUCCGUCAGUGGCACACAGAGUCACUGGAGAAGGACAACAUCUUGCUCCGUCACGAGAUGGCCAACAGCGCGUGGAUGAAGAGCAUCUAUUUUACGGAGCACUUCAAGCACCAACGGCUUCUGCAAGAUCUACAAGAUGACAAUGCUUUCCUGGCGUCAACCUAUGCCAAGAUGGAGCAAGACCUGUGUCGGCCCGGAGCGGUGUUCAGCGAGCCGCAGACGAUCAAGUGGAAGUUAGAUCGGACUGAGGGCAGGAACCGCAUGCGUCUCCGUCUCCUACCGGUGUACCCGGCCCAACAACACCCGGAAUUUCAGCCGAAGAACAGCAGCGGUCCGACUGGGAACUUGAAACCCACUACCACUGCUGGCAGCGAGGGAUCCCGGCCAACGGGUCCCGCGCCCGCAACGGUCCGCCCUACCUCUGCUGGACCGGACGGCAAUGUGGAUGCUCCGGAUAUUUCUGCGGAAGCUGAGCCCGUCUCUGGAGCCGAUUCACAGAGCGCGGUACCGGAGGACGACUUCGAACUGGUGGAGGACCCCAACGAGCCUGAUGGUGACGACGCUUUCGAGGAUAAGAACAGGAAAGUGAUGCGCCGCCUGCAGCAGGGCGAUGCGGUCCAGAACGUCUUCAACAUCUCACGAAUCAUUGGGCUUGACGCUCCUGAGGGUAUCCUGAUCAUCGGAAAGAAUGCUUUGUACAUCAUGGACAACCUGUUCCAAAGCGCGGACGGCGAAAUUGUCAACGUCUGGCAGGCUCCGCCAGAAGAGCGGGAUCCGUUUUCUAUCAUAAUCACGGGGGGCAAGCCGGGAGAGCGGCCACAGGGUCAAAGUCGCAUCGAUCAAGAGUCGCGCAGUUGGAAGUGGCAGGACGUUCUCAGUAUUUCAAAGCGGCGUUUUCUGUUCCGUGACGUGGCGAUCGAGAUCUUCUUUACGGAUGGCCGGAGCUACCUCCUAGCCGCGAUCAACCCGGCCAUGCGGGACGAAAUCUAUUCGAGGCUGACAACCAUGACGCCACACACCAGCAACCCGAGCCUACUCACCAGUCCAGAAGACAUUUGGCGGCUCGAGAGUCUCCGGUUUACCGAGGAAGCACCCCAGACGCUGGGGGCCAAGUUUGGCAGCAUCUUCAACUCCUCGGCCUGGAACCCCAUGAUGCGGCGGUGGCAGAGGGGCGAGAUCUCCAACUUCCAUUACCUCAUGUUGGUGAACACGAUGGCCGGCAGGACGUUCAACGAUCUGACCCAGUACCCCGUUUUUCCCUGGGUGCUGGCGGAUUACACAAGUGAGGAGCUCGAUCUCAACAACCCGGCCACAUUCCGGGACCUGUCCAAACCAAUGGGUGCGCAGUCGCCGAGCCGCGCGGCCGACUUCGCGGAGCGCUACAAGAGUCUGGCUGAGAUUGGCGAGACGCCGUUCCACUACGGGACUCAUUACUCCUCUGCCAUGAUUGUCUCAUCCUACCUCAUCCGGCUUCCACCGUUUGUGCAGUCCUACAUCCUCUUACAGGGAGGCACAUUUGACCACCCAGACCGGUUGUUCUUCUCCAUUAAAGGUGCUUGGACCUCGGCGUCUCGUGAGAAUGGCACCGAUGUGCGCGAGUUGACGCCGGAGUUCUUCUACCUCCCCGAUUUCCUCACAAACAUCAACGGCUACAAUUUCGGCGUCCGACAGGGGGGCAACGGACCGAUCGAUAACGUCGUUCUGCCACCGUGGGCCAAGGGCGACCCCAAGGUCUUUAUCGCCAAGCACCGCGAGGCGUUGGAGAGCCCGUAUGUGAGCCAACGGCUGCACCAAUGGAUCGAUCUGGUGUUUGGGUUCAAACAGCGCGGCGAGGUGGCCGUCGACAAUCUGAACGUGUUCCAUCCCCUAUCGUACAAGGGCGCCAGAGACCUGGAUAACAUCACGGAUCCGCAGGAACGGGCUAUCACCACGGGGAUCAUUCACAACUUUGGGCAGACGCCGCAUCAGAUCUUUACCAAGCCACAUCCUGCGAGAGAGUAUGAUCAUUGCCCGAUUAAGAGGCUGGAUACGUCAAUUGCGGCGCUUACGAGGGUGUCGUAUCCGUUACUUGAGAGUCGAGAGCGCGUAGCCUCGUUGAUCUAUGUGCCCAAGCUGGAUCGUCUGUUAUGUGCAUCACCUUUCCGGCUUAACCUUCCACCGACUUAUGACAAGUUCCUAGAAUGGGGCUACACGGACAACAGCGUGAGGUUCUUCUUGAGCGACAAUCGAAAGCCCGCGGGCCUUUUUGAGAACCUGCACAUUGGCCAAAUAUCUACCUUGACCUUUGCGGACUCCAAAACCCUGAUUACCGCUGGCGAAGACUGUGUUGUGUCAGUCUACACAAUCCAGUCGUUGCCCAACAAGCCACUCGUCGAUCUGCAGCUGCGCUCCUCGCUGUUCGGACACAAAACACCCGUCACGCAUAUCGUCGUCUCCAAAGCCUUUAGCACAGUACUCACCGUCUCGCAAGACGGCAUCGCUUUUCUCUGGGACCUGAACAGCCUGGAGUUCAUCCGCAAGCUGCCGCUCGCACGUCCUGUCGAAUGUGCCAAGAUUAACGAUGUGACGGGGGAUGUGAUGUUAUGCUCGGGGCAGAAUGUGCUGCUGUACACGCUCAACGGCGAGCUGAUCCUGGAUCAGAACGUGUCGAUCGCCGCCGAGGACUUUGUGCACGCAUGCGCCUUCUACGAGGGAUCACAGCAGGGCGCGGGCAACGAGUGGCUCGAGAAUCAGCUCGUGUUCACCGGCCACCGGCGCGGGGUGGUGAACGUGUGGCGCAAGACGGUGGGACAACGCAGCGGACGGUGGGUGCUAGAGUUUGUGCGGCGGCUGGACCAUGUCAACAUGAAGAGUGAGACGGGAGCCAAUGUCGAGGCGGCCAUUACUUGUAUUGCGCCGCUGGCUGGGCUGGUGUAUACGGGAGAUGAUGAUGGGCGAGUGGUAAGUUUCUCGUUUUUUCUUACACUUUGCUCCGCAACGCCAAUAUGUACAGGUGAUAUCAUAGGCCCCUGCCCAGUGCUGGCCGCUUCGUCCCCCUCCCAGCCUAACAGAUCACCGAGUCGAAGCCGUUUUAUUCUUAAGCAUCCUCGAUCCCUCUACUUCAUUCCGUCUCGUCGCCGUACCCCGUUAGGUAGAGGAUUUCAGAUCGAAUUCGAGACACCCAAGAGCGAGUCGUUAGCAUUGUUCCACCUCGGCGAGCGGAGUUAUGACCAUAUUAUCUUCUUUCCGACCAAGGGGAAAGGCCUCGGCCCCAACCUGACCCCCAACAUCCUCAUUGAUUUCAUGAACGCCAACGGCAACGUCCUCGUGACACUUAGCUCCGGCAUUUCGACGCCGAGCUCGCUUGUCUCCCUGCUCGCCGAGCUCGAUAUCCAACUCCCCGCCGAGCGUACUGGUCUGGUCGUGGACCACUUUAACUACGAUGCCUCGAGCGCCGCCGACAAGCACGACGUGCUCCUCCUCCCGCGCCCAAGCCCUGUCCGGCCCGAUGUGAAGGACUUCUUUGGCGCCGGUGCCAGUGAUGGCGAUGUUCUCGCGUUCCCCCGCGGCGUAGGUGCUGCUCUUGGCACUAGCGAGCUUCUCACUCCGAUCGUCCGUGCCCCCCGUACCGCCUACAGCUACAACCCCAAGGAGCAGGCCGAAGUAGUGGACGAGCUUUUCGCCGCCGGUGAGCAGCUAUCGCUGGUCUCUGCCUUCCAGGCGCGCAACUCGGCGCGCUUUACGUUGGUUGGGUCUGCUGAGCUGCUACAAGACAAGUGGUUUGACGCCGAGGUCACGCCCGCAGGUGGCAAGAAGACUGCCAAGACCCUCAACCGGGAGUUUGCGAAGCGUCAUCACCUUGAUGAGGCGGGUGCGGCCAACGUGUCGAACCCCAAUAUCUACCGCAUCAAGAACGACGUGAAAUACACCAUCUCCCUAUCCGAAUACACUUGGGACACCUGGGUCCCCUUUACCGUCCCGGCCAACGAUGCCCUCCAACUCGAAUUCUCGAUGCUCUCGCCCUUCCACCGCCUCCCGCUCGCCGCCGACUCUACUCACAGCUCAGACUCGGCCGCGGCCUACAGCGCAACAUUCAAGCUGCCCGAUCAACACGGCAUCUUCAACUUCAAGGUCAACUACAAGCGGCCUUUCCUGUCUAACGUCGAGGAGAAGAACACGGUGUCGGUGCGCCACAUGGCCCAUGACGAAUGGCCGCGGAGUUUUGUCAUCACCGGUGCCUGGCCGUGGAUCGCUGGUGUGGGUGUGACAGUGGGCGGGUGGUUGGCAUUCUGCGCAUUGUGGAUGUACAGCGCGCCCCCGGCGAAGAGGGAGACCAAGAAGACGCAGUAA
Molecule: messenger RNA, 8721 nt
Organism: Dichotomopilus funicola
Lineage: Eukaryota; Fungi; Ascomycota; Sordariomycetes; Sordariales; Chaetomiaceae
Product: Oligosaccharyltransferase 48 kDa subunit beta-domain-containing protein
Exons: 12
Coding region: 1-8721 (2906 amino acids)
Cellular component (GO): endoplasmic reticulum membrane
Molecular function (GO): protein binding
Source: RefSeq, a predicted model, not a curated record